AUGGCGGACUCUGUAGAUCGGGUCUUUGUCCAUGCCCUCAACACAGUCAAGAAAAUUCCCAAGACGGGCGCGUCACGGCCACCGCCCUCCGAACGACUCCGUCUCUAUGGACUCUACAAGCAAGCAAUGGAAGGUGACGUGGACGGCGUCAUGGAGCAGCCCAUGGCCAGCACGGGCCUGGCCGCCGAGGAACUGCAGCGGGAACGCGACAAAUGGGACGCAUGGAAUUGCCAAAAAGGCAUCAGUCGCACGGAAGCAAAGAGACGUUACAUUGAGGCUCUCAUUGAAACUAUGCACCGAUAUGCUACAACAGCAGACGGGAGAGAGCUGGUUUCAGAACUCGAAUUUGUAUGGAACCAGAUCAAGCACAACAGUCCCAGCGCGAGCGAUUCCUCACCACAAGCUACGGUACCACCCCGACGUUUCACGCAACCGAUGAGCGGCAGCGAUGGUCCCAUGAAAAUGUUGAGCCCCAUGAGCGAACAAGACGAAGCAGAGCUGCGAUCCCAGCGGCAAAUGGAUCUAGAAGACCGCGAAAUGGGGCACGAUGUCAGCGUAGGAAGCGGUCGGUCACAGCGGAAGAUGGAACGCGCCAUCACAAAGCUGUCUGCUGAGGUGGCCGCCUUACGGGAGCAGAUCUCCACCGGGCGAGAGUGGAAAUCAAAGAAGGAGCGUAGCUUCCCAUCAUGGCUUGGCUGGCUCGUUUGGUCCAUCAUGAAGCACCUUCUCAUCGACUGCGUAAUCCUGUCCCUCAUCCUGGUGUGGAUGAGGAAGCGCAAGGAUCGGCGUCUUGAAGACCUUGUCCGUGCAGCCCUAACUCUCGUACGAGAAUACGUGAGGAAUAUUGUCCCAUCGAGGUGA
Molecule: messenger RNA, 861 nt
Organism: Cordyceps fumosorosea ARSEF 2679
Lineage: Eukaryota; Fungi; Ascomycota; Sordariomycetes; Hypocreales; Cordycipitaceae
Product: Acyl-CoA-binding protein, ACBP
Exons: 3
Coding region: 1-861 (286 amino acids)
Biological process (GO): fatty acid metabolic process
Molecular function (GO): fatty-acyl-CoA binding
Source: RefSeq, a predicted model, not a curated record